AUGGUACUAUCGGGUUUCGAAGAAGAGAAAGGGUCGAUUCCGGCGCUGAAGUCCAUGGCGACCAGUCUCAAGCAAUCGAACCCUCUUUACGAUUUUUCGUUGCCUUUCUUGCAAUGGGGUAGCCAGAGACGAAAGAGGAGCGGUGAUCGGCGUUCUUCAGGGUCAAGCUCCGACGAGUCGACAGUGACGCGGAAGCGGGUGUUCGAAGCUGCUAGGAGUGAAAAACGACGUGUUAUCGACGAUAAUGGGGUCGCGGCGGUGAGGCAGAAGCUGAUGCAUGAUCUGAAGACAGAAUCAGAUAGAAUGAAAGACGCGAUUUUGAGGAACGGAGAAAAAGAAGAAGAAGAAACCGUGAUGCCGUGGAAUCUGAGGAAGAGAAGAGCAGAGGAUAAGGGUCCGAUAUCCGCCGGAGGUAAUGGUGAAAUGUUGAAGAUUGAUGACAGGAAGCAAAAUCGCUCGUCGCCGGUGAGGCCUGACGGCGCCGUCAAGUUACCGCAAUUGAGAAGCAGUUCCGACAAGACGGAAAGGGUUAAGUUCUCCGUACAGUUGACGAAGAAGGAGAUCGAGGAAGAUUUCAUUAAGCUGUUGGGUCAGAAGCCGCCGCGGAGGCCCAUUAAGAGGCCCAAAUUUGUGCAGAAGCAAUUGGAUACACUUUUCCCUGGCUUGUGGUUAACGGAGGUUAUGGCUGAUUCUUACAAGGUUCUUGAAGUUGCUGAGAAUGGCAAGGCGCGUCACUUUGGGAAGCGGAAACUGUGA
Abrus precatorius (Indian licorice) is the source of this 756-nucleotide messenger RNA. RefSeq lists its product as uncharacterized. NCBI's taxonomy places the organism in Eukaryota, Viridiplantae, Streptophyta, Magnoliopsida, Fabales, Fabaceae. The record is from RefSeq and is a predicted model, not a curated record. The coding region runs from base 1 to 756 and encodes 251 amino acids. The transcript has 2 exons.